UGGUGUAAAAGCAUAUAAUUAUAAUCUUUUAUUAAAAGUUUAUAUGACGACAAUGGCAUUAACCAAAUUUUCCCUAAGACAAACAUUUAUUUGGCCAUUGUUUGGAAGUCCUAACGAUUUGCCAGAUCAUCAACUACCAAGUUCUGAAGAUGUAAUGAGAUGUUGUUUUUUUCAAAGACGGGAACUGGGAGUAGAGUCAGGAGGAAACAGAGAGCCGGUCUUUUCGAUCAUAGCCGGAAAUGUUUCCAAGAAAAUCAUUCGUAUUUAUAACAAUGCUUCUAUUUCCACAGUUUCAUCUUCACGCGUAAUAUACAUGAUAAAAAGGUAUCAUAAAAAGUACAGAGAAAUUAAAAAGGGGUUUGAAUUCUGCACAUAGAAGUCCUGCUUUGAAAAAACGUGCUGAUGACUUUAAGGCGAAUACUUCCCGACUUUUUGAUAUUUCAGUUUGUAAGUGUUAAGAUUUUACAACUUGCUCAUGUCCAAGAGAAAAAAAGUUCCUCAAAAAGAGUAAGCUUUUCUGUCAGACCAAAGAGGUGCUCGUAUAGGUCGUAUCGGAAUAGUGGACAUACCUGAAAUAAAGAAACUUAUAGAAAGACAACAACGCCGCGAUGAGAUGAACAAGCAAAUUACUAAUAAAAAAUUCUGUGGUCCCGAAAACUAUACCUUGCUCUACGUUCGGCUGCAAUAUAUCGGAAGUGAAUGAUGGUUCAGAAAGUGACACCUCUAAUUCUGAUACUAGUCAGCCGAACUUAUUCAUUGGUUUUGAUUCUCCCUCUACUUCUCAAAUGCGUAUGAGAUUACAGGAAACUGCAGUUGUAAGCCAGCAGCGAUAUGGCGUAAGUGAUGGAGCAACGGCAAUGCUUGUUAAUUCAGUACUUAAAGAUGUUGGUUUGAUCUCUUCCGAAUCACGAAAUCAUUAAGUGGUCAAAUUUGCUCAAAACUAAACGAUUGCGAUAACCUUGAAGUGGUGAAAUAUGCACCUAUUAAUUGUGAAUUACCCGACAUCUUAACUAUAGAUCUCAGCAAAGAUCAAAAGUAUUUGCUGCAAAUAUAAAAGGCAAUCCAAAGAGGUACAUGCCCUUUGGAACUUAUAUUUUGUGAUCCUGGUCGAAUCAACCACGCUCGCUGGCUUACGUGUGCUAAUAGAAUUUGCGUUUGUGUAUUUCAACAGUUCGACCUUCAGCUAAGCUCAAAGAUCAUGCAUGUUGCACUCUACCCAAUCUCGAUUUUGAUGCGGAUGAUUACAGCAAAAUGGUAAACUGGUCUUCGGUAAAUAUAAUCUCUCUUCUAAAGAACGUAACAAAUGAAAUUCUUACGGAGAUUUUAUCAUCCAACAAUGUGUAUGAGAAUUGGGCGUUCUCUAAAUGUUCAUGCCACAUACUUGCGGUGGAGCGAAUGGAGAAACUCGUUACUGAAACAUCGCUUCAAGUAUGCGGAAUUGACGCUCGGGAUGGAUUCAUUCGGUGUAGUUUAGCAUCCCUUCAAACUAUGCCUCAGUUUGACAACAAAGCACAAUACUCCCUCUGAAAAAGAAAAAACUUUGGUAAACAUGAACUGAAUUAUUGCUUUAAGUUUAAAAACCGCAGUGUUUUCUUGAAAUACCUUUUAUUUUAUUAUUUUAAUAUUAUACCUACAAUAUUACAAAACAUGAAAAAAAGAACAAAACCAGUUAAAAAUAAAAAAUAAAUAAAAUAAAAAAUAAUAAAAAUUAAAAAAUAAAUAAAAAUUAAAAAAAUAAAUAACAAAUAAAAAAAAACAAAACAAAAGAAAAAAAAACAAAAAAAUAGGAGCCCAAAGUGCAGGAACCUCCACGUAGUGGGUUCUGGGCUACAAGAAUACUUAUGUACUAGUAUUUUCGCAAUAAAAAGUAGACAAAAACCUGCACAAUCAAUAACGUUUUAUUAUUAUUUUAUAGUGUGCAGGUGUUUAAUCUUGGAUAAAUCUAUGUCUAAUUAGCUUAAAGUCCUUAUUUUUGGUAUGAAAUGUGCUCCGGAAUGUAUGCAUAGAGAAAAAAAAAUAUCCUCAAAAAAUAAAAUUUUUCAGAAUAUCAAUUGAAAUUUCAAUAUUUGAGGCCUCUGCUGGCGACAGAAGAUAUCGUUCGGUUGGGCUGAAAUUUGGCACACACUUUAUUAGUUUAACAGUGCAACUUUUCCGCACUAUUAGAAUUCGAUCCUAAAAAAAUUUUUUUUCGGCCCACUCAACCUUAUUUACCACAACCUCAUUUUAUUUAUAAGUUAUUUUCAAGAAACCCUUGCUCCUCAGGGAUAUUACGGUUUCUUUCCUUUCAUCUCCUUACCUAAAUCUUCUUCCAAAAUUGGAUCGAAUAGUUGUUGUUUUAACAUAAAUGAUGUAAAAAUAUACAUUCUUCCAGGUUUCACAAUUUUUAUUCAAACUGCGGUUCUUAACAAUUAUAUGUGAAAAGUGACAUCAAUGAGUACGUUUACAAGUAAACAACGCCAAACAGUCGAUUCAUGAACACCUAACUUUUGAGAACAUCGAGAUAUCGACGUUAAAGAUUAUUUAGCAACAUUAUUCUCAAUAGAACGUCCAGUUUUAGGCCAGCCAGUUCUUUUUCUCUCCUCGACAGAACCUGUUUCUUGAAAUUUUUCACUAACCUUUGAAUUUUCGACUCAUUCGGACGAUUAUUUCCACCAAAGAAUCGCGAAUUUUGUGUUAUGUUAUUCUUAAAAAGCUACCAUUUAUUACGCACUACUGAUAUCUAGACGUCACUUUUGAAAGAUCACUUUUAUCAUAUAAUAACAUUCGAACUCAUGUAUAUGGAUAUAUUUAUAUCGAUUCAUGAAUUUUAAUUGCUUUAUUUCAGAACAACUACACAGUCUCAAAACAAGACUGUAAGCGGUUUGAGUACAAGUGGAGGCAAUGAGAGCGGCGGAGCUAAGGAUGUCACAAAUAAGAGCAUUUCGAUGACUGAUAUGUAUUUUGACAACUCGGAGCCUAGCGAGAAUGUUGGCCAAAUACACUUUUCUCUGGAAUACGACUAUCAAAACACCACACUAAUAUUGAAAGUUUUGCAGGGUAAAGAGCUACCAGCUAAAGACUUAAGUGGCACAUCUGAUCCAUAUGCUCGCGUUACAUUGUUGCCUGAUAAAAAGCAUCGCUUAGAGACCAAAAUUAAGCGACGCACUUUAAAUCCUCGUUGGAAUGAAACAUUCUAUUUUGAAGGCUUUCCCAUACAAAAACUUCAGUCUAGGGUACUACAUUUACAUGUGUUCGACUACGAUCGGUUCUCCCGCGACGACUCUAUUGGGGAAGUUUUCCUACCACUAUGUCAGGUUGAUUUCGCUAGCAAGCAAUCAUUUUGGAAAGCACUGAAACCACCGGCUAAGGAUAAAUGCGGUGAAUUGCUUUCAUCGCUCUGCUAUCACCCAUCAAAUUCAAUACUAACAUUAACAUUGAUUAAGGCUCGAAAUCUGAAAGCAAAAGAUAUCAAUGGCAAAUCAGAAUUGGCUUUUUGAAAUAGUAUUUCGCACGGGCCUCUCUGGCGGACAUUCUCAACGCUUCUGAAUGAAGUCACUAGCGACGGAAACAACUUCCACGGAGUCUCCAAACAACCAUUCUGUAGAGCCAUUGACAGUGUAUUCAAUUAGCAUAUGGGUCUUUAAAACACUUCUUUCCCAAAUUCAAACGUUGGACGUUCUUAACCCGUAUAUAGCAAAACACGAUAUGAUUGCACAUUUUUGGAGAAGAAUAAAUAGUUAU
Messenger RNA from Anastrepha ludens (Mexican fruit fly), 3720 nucleotides. RefSeq names its product synaptotagmin-7 (gene Syt7). Gene Ontology annotation, biological process: calcium-ion regulated exocytosis; regulation of calcium ion-dependent exocytosis; regulation of dopamine secretion. The transcript has 5 exons. NCBI's taxonomy places the organism in Eukaryota, Metazoa, Arthropoda, Insecta, Diptera, Tephritidae. The record is from RefSeq and is a predicted model, not a curated record. Gene Ontology annotation, molecular function: SNARE binding; phosphatidylserine binding; clathrin binding. The coding region runs from base 2925 to 3476 and encodes 183 amino acids. Gene Ontology annotation, cellular component: axon; synapse; membrane.